AUGGAGCCUGCGGUGUGGGAUGCGAUCAUAUCACUCAGUGCACUCUACGAACGUCCACCUCUUCACGAAACACCCCCGUUCUGGCUUAUCAAUGCCCCAGCGGUGGUACGAAGUCAAACCCACCGCGAGGCACUGGUGUGGUAUUCGCGCUCCCUGGCCGUCUUACAGCAGCGGAUCAACCAAGGCACUGCAAAUUUGGGAGUGUCUUUAAUCAGCUGUAUUUUGUUCAUUGCAAUCGAGCUUCUCCAGGGGAAUCGAAAAGCGGCUUUGGGGUUAUACAAACAGGGAGCCCAGCUCCUGAUCAAUGCCGACCGUGGGCCCUGGAUCACCACUCUUACGCCAAUCUUUCGUCGCAUAGGCACAUGGGUCUUCAUCAAUGAUGGAACUCUCAAUGAAAACUGGGACCUCAAUAUGACUGUUCCCAGUGGGCGCUUUGUGUCUAUUGACGAAGCCAGAAACGUCCUCUGUGGGAUUGUUGCUGAAAUGAAGACCCUGGAUAAUGCUACAAAGUGUCAUUGGAAACAAGCAGCGGCGAGCCGCAAAUACCAGGUUCUUGCACUCGAGACUCAACGCGAUCAUCUAAGACGACAACUUGAUCGUUGGCACCGACUUUUCAUGUCUUUCAAAUCUUCGGAUACAUCCGACUCCCAAGACGCCAUUGGUACCGUCGACGGCGCAAGCGCCCUUCUUCUCAUGACCUAUACAAGUGUUCUUAUCGAAAUUGAAACCAUCCUCGAUACUGAUCAAGCCGCAUAUGAUGAACACGAACUUGAGUUCCAAAAAAUCCUCGAAUAUGCGACCACAGCCAUUGCAGCGACCCGAAAUCCAGACGGCACACAACCACCCUUCAUGUUCGAAAUGGGAGUCUUUCUCCCGCUCUUUAUCACUGCGCUUAAAUGCCGCUUUCCUCAACUGCGGCGUCAAGCCAUCAGACUUAUGAUGGAAGAAGCUCCGCCAGCGCAAGGGCUGUUUAUGUGUGGACCUGCUGCUCAUGUGAUCGCAGUUAUCGUGGCUCUGGAGGAGAACCCUAGUGUGGCGAGUGAGCAGCCAUUGGAAGUCAGCCGGUUUCUCAAGGAACCAGACUGUAUCCCUCCAUCCCGGAAUCGUGUUUGGGAAUUCAGUGUCUCGUCUGAUAUGAAUAGCGAAGGGAAGAUGCAGAAUUGGCUGCAUUAUAGCAUUCGCAACUUUGAUGACGACGACGAGGGUCGGAUACAAUUCACGCAACGCAGUAUACUAUUCCCAGGACUCAAUACCCCUUUAUAUGAAUUAUGA
This is a messenger RNA of Penicillium subrubescens, 1272 nucleotides long. RefSeq lists its product as uncharacterized. The record is from RefSeq and is a predicted model, not a curated record. The coding region runs from base 1 to 1272 and encodes 423 amino acids. NCBI's taxonomy places the organism in Eukaryota, Fungi, Ascomycota, Eurotiomycetes, Eurotiales, Aspergillaceae. The transcript has a single exon.